Bufo bufo (common toad) is the source of this 2172-nucleotide messenger RNA. RefSeq names its product RAD52 homolog, DNA repair protein (gene RAD52). The transcript has 12 exons. NCBI's taxonomy places the organism in Eukaryota, Metazoa, Chordata, Amphibia, Anura, Bufonidae. The record is from RefSeq and is a predicted model, not a curated record. The coding region runs from base 76 to 1389 and encodes 437 amino acids. Gene Ontology annotation, cellular component: nucleus. Gene Ontology annotation, biological process: DNA recombinase assembly; double-strand break repair via homologous recombination; double-strand break repair via single-strand annealing.
GCGGGAACAGGGAGCGGAAACAGGCACAGGCGGUGGAGACAGCUGUGACAGAGGGAGAGGGGCUGGGAAUUGACAAUGUCUGUGGGUCAGACAGGAGACAGGAUGAAACCAGGGCAGAUGGGAUCUAAUGGAGGCGGAUCUGCAUCUUUCGGACAGCAUAAGUACACUGCAGAGGAAUAUCAAGCCAUACAGAAUGCUUUACGUCAGAAGCUUGGACCAGAAUACAUUAGCAGCAGACAAGCAGGAGGAGGUCAGAAGGUUUGUUACAUUGAAGGACACAGGGUGAUCAGUUUGGCCAAUGAAAUGUUUGGAUACAAUGGAUGGUCCCAUUCUGUAACUCAGCAAAAUGUUGAUUUUGUGGACUUGAGCAAUGGCAAGUUUUACGUUGGAGUGUGUGCUUUUGUUAAAGUCCAGCUAAAGGAUGGCUCUUAUCAUGAAGAUGUUGGUUAUGGUGUCAGUGAAGGACUGAAGUCUAAAGCUCUUUCUUUGGAGAAAGCACGGAAGGAGGCUGUAACAGACGGGCUGAAGAGAGCACUAAAGUGCUUUGGAAAUGUUCUUGGAAACUGUAUAAUGGACAAGGAUUACUUACGUGCUGUGAAUAAACUUCCAAAACUGCCUCAAGGUGAGCUGGAUUUGGCUCAAACAAAGCGUCAGGACUAUGAUAUUACACUUGAAAAGGCACGGUAUAAUAGUUUCCUUCAAGAACAGAAAACUGUAGACAGAACACAUCAGAAUCCAGCAGCCCUGGAAAAGACCAGAGGCAGUGACCAGUCUCCUACCAAACUACAUCAAGAGGAUUAUACAAAGAUUCAUAGUGAAAACAACCUUAGUGACUCCAGUUCUGGAUUUGGAUCAGCAGGUUUUGUAGUUCAGCCAGAGAUGGAUGCCACAUAUCAACGUAAACUGCGUCAAAAGCAGCUGCAGCAGCGAUUCCGUGAAGAGAUGGAGAAAAAGCAGUUACGAAAUUCGGCGACCUCUGCGGACCUAGGACAAGGUGGAAUAUCUAAUGUUCAAAGGGUUCCCCCUGUAGGUCACAGCACCCCAGCAUCAGUGCAGAACGUACCUACAACAGUGGAUGAGUAUCUGGCAGAUGACCCGGAGCUUUGGGACAUCCCAUUAGACUCUAUAGAAGUUGACAGUUUCUCCAAAGAAACUGUACACACAUCAGCUCCAACCUUCCUGUCCAGACCUGCAACCCCACUAGGACACCAUCAGAUGAUGACACGGAGCAAGACACCCCAGAGACCAAACAACGAGCGUCAGCCCAUGAGAACGAUGGCAUGGAACCAAACACUAGGGAGCACAACUGGACAGCACCGAACAGAUAAAAGCCCGCAGCAUUACAACCAGGGUAUUUACAUGAAGAAGAGGAAGCUUGACCCAUCAUGAUUGAAAUCUUCACUGCGGUCCUGUUCAUCACACUCCUGUUAUCCAUGGUCUUGGGCUCUCCUAUGGAGCAAUGCUGUUGUUCACUGCAAACCUCUUACAGGAAUUUGGAUUGUUGAAUUCUACAUAUGAGGAACUUGUGCUGCCUUGCAGAAGAACUGAGAUUUCUCACAUAAACGAUUGUGAUGGAUGUUCAAUUUUUUUUUUUAUUAAAUUGUUUUUAAUAUGAACAUCUUAUUAUCUUUUAAUAAAACAUAUGCCAUAUUUUAUUUAGAGGGCUUCUGUCACCAGAUUUAUAGCCGUAACACAGGCUGACCUGAGGCAUUUGUGCUGGUCAGCAGAUGCUUAAUGUAUUGGUCCCACCCUCAUCUGUGCCUGAAUUUCGGCAAAACCUUGUUUUAAUAUAUGUAAAUGAGCCUGUAGGAGCAACAGGGCUGUUACGCCUAUUGGUUCAACUCUCUUUGUGAUUGCUGCGCCGUCUGCACUCUGAUUAACGGGACCUGACAUGAUGACGUUUUUACUGCCUGCGGUAUGAGUAGAGCCUCUAGGUGUAACUGUAACGCCCCCGUUGCUCCCCGUUUGCUGAAAUUCAGGCACAUAUGAACAUGGGACCAACACAGAUGCCUUCAGCUGCCAAUCGCACAUGUAAGGCUACAUGCACACAACAGUGAAAAACGGACAUGUGAUGUACAAUUUUUUAACGCCCAUCACACGUCCGUUUUAAGACCAAUGGUAGUCUAUGGGGUUAUUUGCACGUAGUUUUCUUUUUGAUGGUCAGUGAAUAAC